Molecule: messenger RNA, 1662 nt
Organism: Daldinia vernicosa
Lineage: Eukaryota; Fungi; Ascomycota; Sordariomycetes; Xylariales; Hypoxylaceae
Exons: 2
Coding region: 241-1515 (424 amino acids)
Source: RefSeq, a predicted model, not a curated record
CUAUCCAGGCGAAAAAGAACGAAGACGUUGCGCUUAGAUACCUAUUAAUCGCCAAUAAAGACGCUUUAGUCAAGUAGACCGAUCUGCAGUAAGGUCCAUCUCACCGCCAAGCCAAAUUCUUCAACGUCUGGCAUCAUAUUGUCGAUCCCUAUCGAGGCGUCGACUCCGAGUCCCUUAAAAGUCUAAACCGUCAAGUCACCCUUUUACAACAGGGUCAAAGUUACUCUCUCCCAGGUAGCAAUGGCAGGCGUUCCCGGCUUCGUUGGGUUCUCCCUACACGAAGAUGUCCCCUCAUCCUUCUCUAAGAGACAAAAUGGCUGCGUAAGGUGUGAGAGUGGUGCGCCGACGUGUCCAAGUUGUGCCGACGAUGAAAUAUGCCAAUUUACUGCUCAAACUUGCACUGAAUGUCCCCAGGCCCUCUGUAUAAAAGAUCCAACCGCCGAUACUACCACUACCCAAGUCAGUAAAGGACCGAAUUCUGGUGCGAUUGCGGGCGGCGUGAUGGGAGGCUUGGCUGUUGUCGCAAUUAUCACUUAUCUAGUCUGGAGGUUCUGUAUCAAGAGUAAGAGGUCUCGAUACGAACCAGAGCCGUGGCAAGGAGACGUGGAGCAUACAAAGGAAGCUAUGAGUAUGCCAAACGAGUUAGAUGCCUCAGGCCGAUCGAAACGAGCAUCGACACAUACCGUACACUCUAUCGCGUCUACCGUCCUAACCCGCGCUUCGAACAUUAUCCAGAUCGCAUAUAUCCCUGGAGUAACCAACCGAGCUACGCCUACAUCACCAACUCUACUUGUUCCUCCAGUACCACCGAUUCCUAUCGCGCACUCGGACAGCGGCAGCAAUUCGCCCUUCGACGAACAGCGUUUCUUCGUUCCUGGUGACCUUCGAGAUUCGACGUACUCGGGCAUAUCCGGUUAUAGUGACCGUUCGUCAGUUGCCCGAACGUCGUAUGCUCCACGAUCGAGUGUUGCAUCUACUAUAUAUGGAAAGAACGCCGUUAUUUCUCCUCUCCCAGCUCAGAAGGGCAAUUUCCUCAAACCGUCUAUCAUCAGCGUUAAGUCGCGCGCUCCUAGCAGUAACAGCGGCAGUUCAACGCCGCCUGUACCAGCUGUUGACUACGAAAAAUACGAUCAACCACCUGUCUCUCCAGCUUUCAGUAUCGGUGCUACCUUUUUCAAAAACGCUAGCGCAUCAACAGCAACUGCUGUGCGGCCUCAGAUGGUCCGUGUUGGCAGCGGACGCAAGACAGUUGAUGUAAAAUCGAAAUCUUCCCCCGAUGCCGUUGAGGAGUCCGAUAACCCACACAAGGAGAGAGAGUCAAAUGCGGUGACGAUAAUUGAAGAUACGCCGGUUAUAGAUCAGGGCCCCUUUGCAGAUCCACCUAGCCGUGCGAACAAGAACAACAGCUCCCUUAGUGCAGUAAUGGGAGACUCGAACAGAAGGGUCGACAGAAGCAAAUCCUUGACAGGGCGAGACGGCAGCCCGUUCGGCGACGAAAAUGCCUUACGAGACUAAUCUAGCCGCGAUCUAACAUGACGUCUACCAUCAUGAUGGGAUAUGGGAAAUGCGUGACAAAAUGGGGAUAUACUCGUCUGCUUAACACUACUUCUAGUAUUUACUUGGUCUGGACUUUUUUUUUUUCUUUGCUAUUGUUAGUCGGUC